GCUAAAUUGAACGGCUCUUUCACAGAUGCGAUUCGGUUCUUGAUCCAUUGAAAAAGAGCCGUUCGUCCGAGAACGACCAUACACUAGCUCAGAGUCCACCAUGUGGAGACGUUGAAAUAUGAAAGCGUUUGUCACCUGCUAAGAAACAUCAAUGAAUAAGGUCUGGUCUGGAAUCACAGAGCUGGAUUCUGAUGGACAUAGCCUACAGUAUGCUGAAAUUUCGGUUUGGUCUUCUAAUAUUCUUUGCAGUGGUAUGUUUAUAUUGGACAUGGUCCAUAUAUAUCAAAUUGAAUACAAACAAAUACCCUGCAAAAACACAUUGGCAAAUUCUCAUAAGUGAUCAAACAAUAACUCAGAUUAAAGACACAAAGCAUUUAAUGGUGUCUGCCUACAAAGACCACAGAGUGGAUGGAGCAAUCCGCAUCAUUAGUAUAAUCAGAAGAGAUGAUCUCCAGCCACUUCAUUGUUUUUUCUGUGGUGGACAUGGCUGCUUUCCUGCCUCAGUGGCACAGGUGGAGAUGCACAGCGACCAUUUUGGAUUCCCCUUUGUGACCACAGAUGUGCUGUGCCAGAGUCCAUCGAUGUAUAAUGUGACACAUGUCACUAUAUCAAUACAUUCAGAUAUCAAAGCCACCCAAAACCAGCACUUCCUGUCCAUACAAAACAAAGAACUGAGAGAGGAGAAGAUAUUACCAUACAACUUUACAGUGUGCAUCUCCAACCUUUUCGGGGGCUAUAACAAUGUCCUGCAGUUUGUCCAAACUAUGGAGAUGUACAAACUCCUUGGGGUGCAGAGAGUUGUUAUCUAUAACACCAGCUGUGGUCAGGACUUGGAACCAGUGUUAGUUCACUACAGGGAAGAGGGUAUACUGGAAAUAGUAGAAUGGCCGAUUGAUCAGUUCCUCAACCCAUCCAAAGGCUGGAGGUUUGAGGAGCACAAAGGAGAUCUCCACUACUAUGGGCAGCUGACCACUCUGAAUGAAUGCAUCUAUAGAUACAUGUACCAGUCGAAGUAUGUACUUCUUCAUGACAUUGAUGAGAUCGUGAUGCCUUACCAACAUGCCAAUUUGCAUCUACUGCUGGAGGACCUUCAACACCAGCACCCCAGAGUAGGAGUCUUCGUCAUCGAGAACCACAUAUUCCCCAAAAACCAUUACGAAGACAGUGGCAAGUUCAAACUGCCACAAUGGAGGGAAAUUCCAGGGAUCAAUAUCCUGGAGCAUAUUUACAGAGAACCCUCGAGAGAAGCUGUUAUCAACCCUACCAAACUGAUUGUCAACCCUAGACAUGUAGUACAGACAUCUGUUCACUCUGUGCUGAAGACUUUAGGGGAGACCUUCUGGGUACCACCUGAUGUGUGUCGGCUAGUACACGUCAGAGUUCCCCUGCAAGGGAGCCUCACUAAAGAUCAGCUGCUUGUGGACAAAAAGCUGUGGGAAUAUGAAAAGGAGCUGGUUCAAAAUGUUGACAACACUUUAAGGAAAUCUGGACUGUUGCUUUGAUGAAGCAAAUCUGAUUUUGACAUUCUUUUGUCAUUUUUGUUUCUUGGCCUAUUUCAUAUGAAUAAUAGUCUGUUUUGCUCUAGCCAAGCCUUGACGACUCGUUAGUAGGUAAGGUCAGCCACAUCCCAACUCAGCAGAAAAUGACUGCACGAUGAAAUGAAGGAGAGUGAAUGGACAAUUAUUGCAUUAUGAUUGUCCCUGAUGUUUUCCUGAGCUUUCCAAUACCUACCUGAUGCAUUUCAGACACUACAAACCAUACUUCCUUCUGAUUUAUUUUUGGCCUAUAUCUUAUUUUGCUAUGUAUUUGUGUGUUAUUCAGUGCGUUGCUAUGAGUUAAUAGCGUUAAGGCUAAAUUCAAUGUUUCAUAAAAAUACAAAUAAAUAUAUUUGUUUCUUAUACCCCCAGGGGUCCUAAAAUAAAACAGCUAGAUGGUCCAUGUAAUUAUUAUCUUAAAACAUUUCCAUAUGUUAGGGUAGUAAAUCAGACACAAAUGGCUUAGAUUCUCAGUUUUGACACUUUGGUUAACUCUGUUUGUCAUUUAUUUGAAAAACCUGUUUUAACUUGUCCCAAGGACCUCCCCUUGUGUAUAAAAAAAGGUGGCGUUAUAUUAAAGGAUGUAAAGUUUUCAACCAAUUAUCAAUAAUUUACUGAAUAAUUAGUAACAUUAACAUUAAUUUCCAUUUGACAUUUGUGUGUAUGGGUGUGUACUAUUACUGUUUGUCAGAGUGUAUCAUUAUUUUUUUAAGUGAUUUUAAUUGGAAAAAACUUAAAUAUGUUAAUCUGAUUCCUCUCUUCCUGUUCACAAACACCCGGAGGUGGACUGGCCAUCACAAUUCGGCCUCAAAGGGAAAAAAGGAUUUAUCAGCAAACAAAAACUCCUAAUGUGUAUUCACCAUCAGUUAUACCCACAUGCAUUUAUAACUGUCACUUUAGUGUUAAUUUCCAUACAUAUUGCCUCAUUCCAUUACAUCUUUUACUUUCCUUUCCUCUGUCACAUUCGUGUGAUUGUUCCUGAGGUUCGCUAGCAAUAGUGGAACAUAUGGCUAACACAUUACAAUUUGGCCAAUACAUUUGUGGCAAAUGCCAGAUGGGCUGGUCCAUUUUUAGCCCAAUGGGCAUGUCUAUCUUGUGGUUUUUUUGUGCAAAAUGGUAAUUAUCUUUUUAAUACUGGGACCUUAAGGAAAAACGAUAUAUACCCUCAAACGAAAAACUAGUGUAUAUACAUUUUUUUAAUUCAAUAAUAAAGUUUAAUUGACAUUCUGACUCUGACCUAUUUCUACUUUAGAGAUUUUGAAACCUGGGAUGACUCACAAUGACUGACUUGGAGGUGAAUACUUAAUGAUGGUGACUCAAGGCUCUUUGGGGGUAAUUCCGAGGAGUUAAGCAUGCAUAAAUGGUCGUGUAUGCACUUUUCUCUCUACGAGUAUUCUGACCUUGAACUUAAACAUGAGAAUAACAUGCUAUUCACCUGAUAUUUGUUUGGGGUGGAGACCGAUAUUUGUUUGGGGUGGAGAUCAAAGAAAUGAGGGUGUUUCUACAGAUACGCAAUAUUCUGACCUGGACUUAAUUCCCUCAUAAUUCUACCACCUUUAUGGAACUGUGAUGACAAUGGUCCAGUCGUCGUGAACCGUGCUCCAGGCUUCAGGUUUAAACUGCUAUGUAUGGUAUGUGUUGCAUAAUGAUUCAAAUAGGCUACAUGUCCUAAAUUAUUGCACAAAUUAGCCAUAUGAUAACUGUUAAUAUGUUAGCCAUAUGAUCCACUAUUGCUAGUGAACUUCAGGAACAAUCACACAAAUGUGACAGAGGAAAAAAAAGGUGAACGAUGUAAUGGAAUGAUGAACAUUUUAAGGAAAAAUUAGUGACAGAAAUAAAUGAAUGUGGGUAUGAGAGAGACGCCUAAGACAGUGCUACAGGACGGACAGCCAAUCUUCCUCGCAGUGGCAGACCACGUGUAACAACACCUGCACAGGAACGUAUGGUGGAAAAAUUGCAAGAUUAUGUUAUAAUACUUUUAUUGCAUCAAAUGGUUGUUUUAUUCAACAGAAUAGAGUAUUAUAUAUAGAUAUAGAUAUAUAUAUAUAUAUAUAUAUAUAUAUAUAUAUAUAUAUAGAUAUGUUGUGUGUGUUCUGCUGAGGAUGGGCCUCUGGGAGAUAACACUGACAGGAGAUUUACGAUGUCUUUUGGGUGAUAAAACCUAAAGAACAUUCUAGAGCAUGAGUUAAUGUUUCUGUUCUAUACGGGGCCAGACACUGGUCUCUACACAAUAAACUGUAGACACAGCAGAUACUGUCUGCUAUGUAUUAUAGGUAUCUUUCAUACAAAUCUUAACCUUGUGACCCAUUCAAUUUAUAUCUGUUUGUCAUGUAGGUUGGAAGGGGUGUAUCCUGGCUAGAAAAGACCUUUGUACUGUUGUCUCGUGGCUCUCAACGAAUCAUCUGAGUGUGAAUCGUCGACCAGCCAUGACCAGCCAUCAUUAUCGUAGAGCACUCAAUCGAUUCACUUUAUAUGCGUGCGUUGUA
Molecule: messenger RNA, 4021 nt
Organism: Salvelinus fontinalis (brook trout)
Lineage: Eukaryota; Metazoa; Chordata; Actinopteri; Salmoniformes; Salmonidae
Exons: 2
Coding region: 192-1502 (436 amino acids)
Source: RefSeq, a predicted model, not a curated record